AUGAAAACCACAAAAGCACCUCCUUUGGACCCCUCUUCGAACCGCAGAGCCCAGCCUCUACGGCAGACACGAAAUAAUCCACCCAGGUCUUCAAUCUCUGGCUCUCGACCUUUGGGAUCAAGAAAUUCGAUUGCCGGUGGUGAUGGAGCACCGAUUGCGGAUCAGACCGUCGAAAUAUUUCCUGCGAUAACCCAGUUCGCAGAUGCUAUAUCUGCGUUGCCAAAGGAACUCGUGCGACACUUUACAUUACUCAAGGAAGUCGAUGCGAAAGUCUUUGGACCUGAAGAGGAGCUCGCAAGACUCGUCGACAUUGCGCUCAACACCCCACCACCGACAACAACACUCAAUUAUCCUUCCAUGGCAAGACCUGCCUCUACGAAUAAGCAUCAUAAUGUGUCCAGCACAAAUGGUUCAACAGCAAAUGGCAACGGUGGGCCUGCGGGCAUGGCGAUGGAGAUGCAGGGGGAAUCGUUCGUCCCCGUCAAUCCAGCGUAUGCUAUUUAUCAUGCUCCUAACAUGCCUAGAAGACGACAAUUUCAAGCGUGUGCUAGUUAUAUGCAAAAUAUGCUGGUAUCUCUCGAUGAGAAAAACCAUGUUAUCUCGACCGCUGGCGAAGCACUAAAUAAACAACUCGCACGUCUCGAUCAAUGUUUCCCCCACAUCGAGAAAGAAGUUAGUGAAGAGGCACGACACGGCAGUCUUACACAUUGGGCAUAUCCUGAGAAUCGAACAUCUAAAGCGAAUCCUGGUGGUAGCUCUAGAAAGGACGUCCCCCCGGUAAAUAACCUUAGUGCCGCGGCACAACAUCUAGCAGACGAACACGCUGCGAGGAGUGAUGCGAGAAAGCAAGCAUUGCUUGCAAGGAAAGGAGCCAAAACCCAACAUGCAGACUCGGAUUUCGACGAUUCUCAAGAAGGGAAGAAAGCAGAUUCAAAUAAGAGGCCGCAUGGAAAUAGUAAAGCUCGGAAAGCUACUACUGCCGAGACCCCAACGGGCGUUGGACUUGGGAUAACAAACGGAAAUGGCACAAACGGAAACCCCCCUAAGAGACGAAAGAUUGAGAAAAGUACAAUUGCUGGACCAUCAACGGAGCGUGCUCUAAAUGGGAUUUUUGGCAAUACUGGAACCGUCUCGAAGGGCAAGGCAGCGAGUCCCAGGCCGACUCCAGCACCGGAUGGAACCAAGAAACCAGCAAGAGCCAGAGCCGCACCCAAUGGACAAGCAAGAAAAAGAAAUAACACCGUAACCUCCGCAAUGUCGCCAUCAUUAGCAUCCUCUCCGAUUCGAACUACAUUUCCCGAUAUCAAACCACCGGGGCGAGCAUCACCUGCUCCUACAAAUGGUGCGAGGCCGGCUUCAUCAAGGGCUAGAAAGGAUUCAGUACAAUCGCUUGCAGAUUCAGCACAGCGACCUCCAUCCUCAGCAUCGAACAAGCUGAACGGAAUUGUACCUGGCACGCCUGAUCUGGCUGCUGCUGCAAGCGUGACCGGGAAAACCGUUCCGGAGGUCAAGGCAACAAUGAAAGAGACUGGUACAAAUGCCAAGGGAGAACAUCUCCUUGAGGAUGCUCAACCACAAAAUCCCGAAGUACUAGGCGGCAUUGUGGUUGGGAGCAGCAGCGAGAGUAUGAAACGAGAAGAGACUGUAGAAUCAAAUGGAGAUUCCAUGCAGGGCAUUCAAUCAACAACAAUAACCACCACAAAGAGUGGCAGAGCAAGCAAACCAUCAACACCAGCAAUGCCUUCUUUCGUCGAGCCAGCCCGCUCAAGGUCAUCGCGCAGUAUUCCAGAUCCCGUAUCUACGGCCAAAAGGAGCCACAAGAAAGGGGCAGGUGCCGCCGCUCAACUCAUCGCCCAGCAAAACUUGGAAAUUGAUGAUACGACAAGUAGUGCGCAAGGCGACGAUGAGGACGCUGAGAUUGAUGCAGAUGAGCCUACCUACUGUUACUGCAAUGGCGUUAGUUACGGCGAGAUGGUAGCAUGUGAUAAUCUCAGUUGUGAGAAGGAGUGGUUCCAUCUCGAAUGUGUGGGCUUAAGAGUCGCACCCAGGGGUAAUACAAAAUGGUACUGUGAUGAUUGUAAAGAGAAAAUGAAGAACAAGCGCUUCAAUAAUGGACGAUGA
Molecule: messenger RNA, 2121 nt
Organism: Sclerotinia borealis F-4128
Lineage: Eukaryota; Fungi; Ascomycota; Leotiomycetes; Helotiales; Sclerotiniaceae
Source: the annotation of a GenBank genome assembly